CUUGGAUCGUCUUGUGAUCAUACACAUGAUUCAUUAUCAUUCGCCCCAGAGUGCUACAUGAAACAGCCUGAGAUUAAGCCUUCAAGCCUCCAAAGUCUCGCAUUAUUCACCAGAAUCAAUCAUGGCUGUCACUAAACCAUCUAGCGGUCCUGACCCUAUUCUGCUCACGCUCUUCGCGAAUCGUUUUAUGAGCGUCGCAGAGGCAAUGGGCAGGUCUUUGCAACAAACCUCUAUCAGUACUAACAUAAAGGAACGCUUGGACUUCUCCUGUGCACUCUUCGCUCCUGACGGCGAUUUGGUCGCAAAUGCGCCCUUCAUCCCGAUUCAUCUUGGAUCUAUGAGCUUCGCUGUGAAGUACCAAAUGAAACUUCACGGAAAGGAGUUGAAAGAUGGUGAUGUGCUAAUGACCAACUCUCCUCAUGCUGGGGGAUCUCACUUGCCGGACAUCACUAUCAUCACUCCAGUCUUUGACAAAGGGACCAACGAGAUCAUAUUCUUCACUGCCUCCCGAGGACACCAUGCUGAUAUCGGCGGCAUCCUGCCUGGGUCUAUGCCGCCUACGUCUGUGAAUAUAUUCGAAGAGGGUGCGGAAAUCGUGAGCCUGAAGAUCGUAAACGACGGCAUGUUUGACAAGAAGGGGUUGUACGAGUAUAUGGUCGAAAAACCAGCACAAUAUCCGGGGAGUUCGGGUUGCAGGAACAUCAAGGACGUUGAAAGUGACAUCAAGGCGCAAAUUGCGGCAAACCACAAGGGAGUUCAGCUAAUCACAGCGAUCGUCGAUGACUACAGUCUAGAAACUGUUCAAGAAUACAUGUAUCAUAUCAGGAAUAAUGCCGAGAACUCGGUUCGAAGUCUGUUACGCGACGUCGUCAAAAAGUCGGGAACUAAUUUGCUCAGUGCCGUGGACUAUCUGGAUGAUGGAACUCCAAUCCAGCUGAAGGUAGAGAUCAACGAGGAAGAAGGAUCUGCUGUUCUAGAUUUCGAGGGUACAGGAUGCGAAGUUAGGGGAAACCUGAAUGCCCCGAUUUCAGUGGUACACUCCGCCGUGAUCUAUUGUAUGCGUGCAAUGUUGAAUGUCGACAUACCGCUCAACGCUGGCUGUCUUGUCCCCAUCGAGAUCAAGAUUCCCAAAAAAUGCCUUCUUUCCCCAUCCAGGACCGCUGCCGUGUGUGGUGGAAAUGUAUUGACCUCACAGCGCAUUGUAGAUGUGGUCCUUAAGGCUUUCCAUGCGUGUGCUGCUAGUCAAGGGUGCACCAACAACUUGACCUUUGGUACGGGCGGUAAAGAUAAGAAUGGUACAGCCAUUGCUGGAUGGGGUUAUUAUGAGACCAUCGCGGGUGGAUCAGGAAGCGGCCCAGGAUGGCAUGGCACAUCGGGUGUACAUACUCAUAUCACAAACACCCGCAUUGGCGAUGUCGAAAUUCUUGAACGCCGCUAUCCCAUUCUCGUACACCGCUUCGGUCUUAGACCAGGCUCUGGAGGGAAAGGUAAAUGGAAUGGCGGCGAUGGUGUAAUCCGAGAGUUCGAGGUUAUGCAAGGAAUGCAAGUGUCCAUCCUAAGCGAAAGACGUACACGUGCACCAUACGGCAUGGCAGGUGGGGAGCCUGCCAUGAUGGGACGCAACACUUGGGUCAAGCAGCGCCGCGCAGAAGACAGUGAUAUACCCGAGGAAACCUCUGAGGAAGAUAUGAGACCACGCCACAUAAAUAUAGGAGGGAAAGCGACGGUGUUCAUGGGAAAAGGAGAUCGCCUAUUGAUUGAGACACCCGGUGGCGGAGGUUGGGGUAUGCCUGACGAAGGCCAGUUCGAAACUACUGACGAACAUAAGCAUCCCUGGGAAGCAAGAGGAAGUUUGACAGAGAGAGCUGCUGCCCAAGCUGGGUUCUAGGGGUCGUUUUGUGACAAGUCUUCAGUGUAUGUUUUUCCGAGUUACGUGAUGAUUUGAAGGCGCAAUGCCAUUCCAUUUUUAUGUAGCACUGCAGUAAUGCAUUAAGUUCGACUAGUA
Suillus plorans is the source of this 2005-nucleotide messenger RNA. RefSeq names its product Hydantoinase B/oxoprolinase. Gene Ontology annotation, biological process: glutathione metabolic process. Bases 122 to 1888 code for a protein of 588 amino acids. The transcript has 10 exons. Lineage: Eukaryota; Fungi; Basidiomycota; Agaricomycetes; Boletales; Suillaceae. The record is from RefSeq and is a predicted model, not a curated record. Gene Ontology annotation, cellular component: cytosol. Gene Ontology annotation, molecular function: 5-oxoprolinase (ATP-hydrolyzing) activity.